Molecule: messenger RNA, 2286 nt
Organism: Bipolaris oryzae ATCC 44560
Lineage: Eukaryota; Fungi; Ascomycota; Dothideomycetes; Pleosporales; Pleosporaceae
Exons: 8
Coding region: 1-2286 (761 amino acids)
Biological process (GO): negative regulation of silent mating-type cassette heterochromatin formation; negative regulation of rDNA heterochromatin formation
Cellular component (GO): Rpd3L complex; cytosol
Source: RefSeq, a predicted model, not a curated record
AUGGCAGGCCAACAACAGCAAAUCCUCGAUACCAUCUUCAAUAUGAAGAGGAAGAUGUUGCGUAAAGACGAUUCGGACACAGAGGAUUCCGAAACCGCCCUCGGCAGCAAUAAGCAGGACUUACGGCGCAAAGUCCACUAUGCGCGCGCAAGCGAUCCCGACUUUCUCGCAGACCCGCGUCCUUACAAGAAGCGCAUCGAGCACGCCGGUUAUCACAGAUAUAUUUUGCAGCGCAACCCUCCGCGAUACGAUGCCGAUGGUGACGUUGUCGAAGUUGACGACGAAUACGAAGACGAGGAUGACGUGGAGCCAGUAGAAGAGAACCCGUAUGGAAAUAUACAUCUGGAGAACCUUCUUGCACCAUUGACCUCCGCCGCCGACCUACCAAACCAUCCCGCCUUGAGCGUUGCAUAUACCUCCAGACAUCUCUCCGAUCUUGCCAACGAGGCCGGGGCUCUUUCACGAAAAGAGCAGAUCACGAAUGCACGAGCCAAGAACCUUUUUGUGAAGCUGCAGGGGGAUUCUAUGUUCGCCCCUGCUGCCCUGGCAGCGAUGAGCGAUACGCCAUUUCGGCUGUCACACUCAAAAAUCCCAAGUCGGCGUUUUGAAGAGGGCGAAGACCAGCGCACACACGACACUGAAAUGCAGGAGGCGGCGGAUGGUGCGCAAGACGUGAAUAUGAAGGACGUUGCGCAGCCCAAUGGAACCGACCGAGCGAAUAAUAUCAAUGGCGGUGCUGGACCCGAGGCAGUCAAUGGUGCCGCCCCUGUGACGAAUGGAAUACAUACCAGCGAUGCAGAUGAACCGCAAAAGAAUGGACAGGGGGAUCAUUCUCCUAUGGGCGAAGAUGUGUCUGACACAGCAUCGCAGCAAACACAUAGGAUGACGACACGCACGCGAGCUCGAGCACACGCAGCUUCGACGCCUUCUCCUCCUCACUCACCAUCAAGCGAUGUCAACGCGAUACACCCCCUAUUCAUACACCCCAUCGAGUCGUUGCCAGAUCGCGACUUUGGUCUUCCGCCAAAUGAAGCAGAGGAGACGCGCAUGCUUCUGAUGGCAUACGUACAGAAACAAGAGGAAGUCGCACGGAUCACAGCUGACCUCUAUCACGGCUUGCUGGAAGCGGACCGCAUGAGGCACGAUGUUUUCAAGUGGUCGAAAGCAGAAGGCCAUGUAGGGGAGAUGAGCGAUGGCGAGGAUUGGUAUGACAACGAAGAAUGGGGCCUCGAACAGGAUUUGGCCAAGGGCCGUGAUGAAGAGGAGGACGAAACCGCGGUUGCUGGCAAGAAGAGCACAAGACAACGGCGAAAGCCCGACAAAGACGAUAGCUCCAUGAACGUGCUGUUGUCACGACUUGCAGAUGCUACCGGUCUUUCAAGAUCAACAAAUGCGCAACGAAUCUGUCCAGCAUGUAGCGCGCCGCUACCUAACCCAGAUGAUGUAGUCAUUGCAGGUCUCAAUCCAUCAGAAGACUACAAGACUUCAGUAUUGAGUGGCCUUAGCCCGACAAUCAUCAUGGAGUGUGCAAGUCGUGGUUUGGCCUUUCAUAGUUACCAGACAUCACAAGAGAUCAUCUACCAAGAGCACCUCGCAAAGGGCCUCACUGAAAAAUAUAACACAUUGAGCCAACAGAUGGAUCAGUUGAUUCACGAUGCCAACGCACAGAUCAAGGCACUCCAGGGCAAGAUACAAGCUAUGCAAGCAGACCUCGUAGAGCUCGAGACCAAGAAUCAUGGAUUUGCGGAAGCCUUCAAAGAAAAGACCAAAGCGCACCAGAGGACACAGAAUCUCUACCAAGCACUCAAAGCCCAAGUCAUGGCUUCGCAUGUAGCCCAUGCUGCCGGCGAUGAGGCAGAGUUCGCGUUAAAGUCAGCACGAGGAGAUCGCUUCAUCGACCGCAUGCCAGGUGCCCGGUCUGGCACUGCGAAUUUUAGCCAAACAGGCCCCUCACAACAGACAGGCGACAGACUGCAUAAAAGGAUCAUCAGUAGAAGCUCUGGUAGCAGUGGGCGACAACAGCAAGGCAGCAUUCACGUUGGUCCUCCUUUCGAUUCACAGCUGCAUGGACGCGGUCUCGGCAGCAGAGUUCACAGUGGUCCUCGGAGAAGUCGCCUUCCGGUCCUCGGUGGAACACGUCAGAACCCAUAUCUAAAUCAAGAACCAACGUCUUCUUUUCAAAACUCACCAAUCAUUCGACAGCCAGUGGCUGGUGGAUUUUCGCACAGCGGCAAGCCAUCAAGGAGGACUGGUAAUUUCGCCAAUACUGGCCCGCUGGGACCUUGA